AUCUGUUUUUUGAUUCUGAAAGUUUUCACCUUUUUGUUUAGCUACAUAAAAGGCAUGUACUCCUUUGGACUGAUGGAAACCAAUUUCUUUGAUCGUGCUGAGAAGCUUGCCUAUGAGGCUUUAGCUAUCAAUCAGAGAGAUGCAUGGUCUGUCCAUACCAUAGCUCACGUGAAUGAAAUGAAAGCUGAUCUGAAGAGUGGGUUGGCAUUUAUGAAGCAAACUGAAAACAAUUGGAAGGACAGUGACAUGCUUUCUUGUCAUAACUACUGGCACUGGGCUUUGUAUUUUAUUGAAAAGGGUGAUUAUGAGGCUGCAUUGACCAUUUAUGACACUCAGCACACAGAAAGAGAGAGCCAACUGUAUAUUGUUAAGGAGCAUUCAGAAUACAGAGAAAAAACCAGAAUACAAGGGAAAUUUUGCUGUUUUUACAUCUGGGCUCUUUUCCUCCAGGAGGAGGCCACAUUACAUCAAGAUGGCUCCCAAUAUCGGUCAAGUGGGGCCAUGCUCGAUAUUGUUGACAAUUGUUCCUUGCUGUACCGACUUCAGUUAGAAGGUGUAAAGGUAGGCGACAGGUGGAAAGGAGUAAACCAGCUGGCAAAGAAGCAUGCCAUCGACCACAUCCUGAUUUUCAAUGAUGUUCAUAUUCUGAUGUCAUCUUUAGGAGCCCAGGACCACAAGACUAUUCAUGAACUCUUAACAACCCUUCAGGAGCUGGCCCAGGCACCUGGUGAAGACCAUGAAUUAAACCUGAUUCCAAAGCUGGGUCUUCCUCUUCUGCAAGCAUUUGUGGAAUUUGAGAAUGGCAAUUAUGAUAAAACAGUGGAAUUGCUGUAUCCCAUUCGGUACAAAGUUGUUGAAAUAGGAGGGAGCAAUGCCCAAAGAGAUGUUUUUGCCCAGUUACUAAUUCAUGCUGCUUUGAACUGUAAAUCUAAAGCUAACCAAAAGCUUGCUAGGUGCCUCCUUCUUGAACGUGAUGAAUUGAGACCAAAUUCCCCACUAACUGAGCGACUGAUGCGGAAAACCACAGCGCUUCAUGCCCUGAGAUGAAAUGUGUAGCCUUAAUGAUCAGCAGAUUUCCAACCAGCAACUAUUAUGGCAAUAAGUGAUUCACACUGUGGAGACAAUUUUACAUAAACCCAAAACAGCCAACAUCUUCAGACUCCGCAGUUCCAAGAUGCAUCAUUGCUUCUGGCUUUGUGCGACAUAAAUUUUAUCCCACUUUGCUUUCAUGAAUGUCUGGGAAAGCAAGUGGGGUUGGAAAUGAGAAUCCUGCUUAGCUAAAAGAUAGGGCUCUUACAAAUCAUUUAUUAUUCCAAGAAUGGUAGUGAUUACUUGAUGAUAGGACAAAUAUAAUUAUGUAUGGAUAGAAUAUAUGGCCACAAUCCGUUUGGGAAACUAAAAUAUAGAUCCUGUUGCAAAACUGUAUGUUACAGUUCAUUUGGAUAGUUAGGAUUUGCUUUGCACCAAAUACUCAUCUAUUCCAGUAUAGUCUGCUGACCAACAGCAGUGGUUCUGCAGGUUUUCAGGCCAGAUUCUUAACUGGCCCUACCUGAAGAUAUUUCUUGGUGGUCUCCCAUCCCAAAGAGUAGCCUGAUUAACUUCUGAAAUCAAAUAAGAUUGGGUAUGGCGAGGGUGGUGCAAUGGGAUAUGGAUCUAGUUGAUUAUGACUGGUGUUUAGAAUAAA
Sceloporus undulatus (fence lizard) is the source of this 1684-nucleotide messenger RNA. RefSeq names its product tetratricopeptide repeat domain 38 (gene TTC38). Gene Ontology annotation, molecular function: protein binding. The annotation marks the transcript as partial. The record is from RefSeq and is a predicted model, not a curated record. The transcript is spliced from 10 exons. NCBI's taxonomy places the organism in Eukaryota, Metazoa, Chordata, Lepidosauria, Squamata, Phrynosomatidae.